AUGGAAGCCCGGCGGAGGAGGAUCGAGGCGGAGAUGAUCCGCGGGCACGACGACCUACAGGUCGAACGUCAAAUGAAUGCCGAGUUUGGGGACGUUGCUCACAGGGUCAUGGGCACCUAUGCCCAUGGCCCCUCGUUCCCCCGUGGUGGCCGUGAUGGCGUCCGUGGUGGUAGUGUCCGUGGUGGUUUUCGUGGUGGCCGUGGCCGAGGAGGAGGCGACUACGGUGCUUUCCACGGGGCCGCCCAGAACCCCGCCGGUCAGGAUGCAGGGCCCCCGCCACCCCCAACGAAGAGGCCGCUGGUGAGGCUGUCGGAGAAGCCGUUGCUGGUGCCGGUCCCGCGGGACCCCUUAACGAGCCUGCUCCCCGUGAGCACGGCCCUGAGCCCCUCGCCAUAG
Molecule: messenger RNA, 396 nt
Organism: Penicillium hordei
Lineage: Eukaryota; Fungi; Ascomycota; Eurotiomycetes; Eurotiales; Aspergillaceae
Exons: 2
Coding region: 1-396 (131 amino acids)
Source: RefSeq, a predicted model, not a curated record